Molecule: messenger RNA, 1182 nt
Organism: Penicillium odoratum
Lineage: Eukaryota; Fungi; Ascomycota; Eurotiomycetes; Eurotiales; Aspergillaceae
Product: Zn(II)2Cys6 transcription factor domain-containing protein
Exons: 3
Coding region: 1-1182 (393 amino acids)
Biological process (GO): regulation of transcription by RNA polymerase II
Molecular function (GO): DNA-binding transcription factor activity, RNA polymerase II-specific; zinc ion binding
Source: RefSeq, a predicted model, not a curated record
AUGUCGAAUUAUCAAAAAGAAGACCACAAACAAAAAACUGCGCGGCGAUCAAGAUUCGGCUGCCGGAAUUGCAAGCUCAGGAAAGUGAAGUGUGACGAACACAAGCCCAGCUGCAAGCGAUGUAAUUCAUUCGGAGUAUUAUGCAAUUUCAAAUCUAAUAUCCAAGACCUGCAACCCAUCGCCAGACCAUUGCCCGUUCAAGAAAAAGUGGAGAUUGAACCCGUUGUCAGCAGUGCUGUCUGGACAUGCGACGAUUCCACAAUCUACCAACUGAGCGCCAAAUGUCAAGAUUUUAUCUCCCGGUAUUAUGGACGAAGUCUCACUAUACCCGAUGACCCGAAUGCGAUACACGUCAAUCGCAAACUCCUCAAUCUGGCCUUCGCUUACCCUUUUUUAAUGCACGCCUCUCUAGCGGUAGCAUAUACAUACGACCGCUAUCUGAACGGCUCACCAGGAUGUCGCCGCAGUAUAGAAGAAUGCUAUCACUGGUCUCAAAGCACGACACUUCUCAACAAACGCUUGGGAGAACCGAUUAAAGAGAACGACAAGGAUCCAAUCUGGGGCACUGCAGCUGCGUUGGCCGUCUUGACCUUCUCGUCCCCCGACGCAUGCACAGCGGAAGAUUCAUGGCCUUUAAUCUCCUCUGCAACAUUUGAUUUGGACUGGCUACGUAUGAGCAGGGGCAAAAUGGCACUCUGGCAUGUGGUGAAUCCACUUCGACAAGAGAGUAUUUUCUCCAUCAUGGCGGGAACAUAUGCUGACAUGCAUUCGCCUUUGCCUGAGAGGGGGACUGAUGGUAUACUAAAACCCUUGACUGGUAUAUGUCUCCUCGAUGAUUCAUCGACAGCAAAAAACAAUCCAUAUUUCAAUGCCGCCCACGGAUUAUCUCACAUUUUGAACACCCCGGAUAGCAAGAUCACAACAGGUCAAACUCAACUGUUCACUGGUAGUAUCCAUGGCGAAUUUGAAAUCUUGCUUCGGAAAAGGGACCCUGUGGCCCUAUUGCUGCUGUAUCUGUGGUACCGCAAAGCAUGCCGCAGUAUAUGGUGGAUUGAGCUCAGAGCUCGAGUGGAAUGUCCCUCUAUUUGCGCGUACCUGCGACUAUGUCACAAAGGAAAUGUUGCAGUACAGGCAUUCCUUCCGGAUGGUGCUCUUGCAGAUAGAUGGAACACAAUAAUCUAG